Tetrahymena thermophila SB210 is the source of this 576-nucleotide messenger RNA. RefSeq lists its product as hypothetical. The record is from RefSeq and is a predicted model, not a curated record. NCBI's taxonomy places the organism in Eukaryota, Ciliophora, Oligohymenophorea, Hymenostomatida, Tetrahymenidae. The transcript has a single exon.
AUGAGGCACACUUAAGUUUAUCACUUGGAAAACUACAUGUCUUAGAAGUCACUAAUAAACAUUACUUAUAAGGAGCAGGACUAUUAGGAUCCUUAGCACAGCUUCCAUCCUUUUUGCAAAAGUUUUCAUCAUUUAUACAUACAUUUUUUAAAGAGCAAUAAUUAGCAUCAGUGCAUUGAGUACCUAAUUUUGAGCAAUAAGAUUAGUAGUCAUCAUUUGCAGGGCCUUAGCAUGUAAUUGUAGUUUAAGCAACUUAACAACUAUCAACAGCUGUACAUUAAGCAACAGUUUUGGGAUUUUUAGGGCAAGAUUAAGCACUUGAGCAAGAAUUGUUACUCCAUUAGCAGCCUUUUAUACCUUAACAAAGAUUUUAAUUAUUUACACCAAUGCAUGAGCUUUAGCAAGUAAUAUUGGCUAAUUAACAAGGACCUGAACAAUCUUAAUCGGCAGUUGGAGUAUUUACAGUUGAUGGGCAUUUUUUUAAAUUAGAACUACAUAGUUAUGAUUGAGUACAGAAUGGUUUAUCUGGAGUAUUGCAAUUUUCAUAGGUGCUUUUUUCGCAACCCCAUGUAUUGA